AUGAAAUCACUGGUUUUCAGCCGCUUCUUCAUUCUGCUGCCCUGGGUCCUCAUCGUCAUCAUCGUGAUCGAUAUUGACAGUAAGAGGACGAUCCCCCCAGCAGCCGGUCAGAGCGGCCAGGCGCAAUUGGCGGCCCAGACCGGCGCACCGGGGGUCGGCGACACCCAGAAUCUGUCUGCCCUGCCUCUUAUCUACGCCAUCACUCCGACCUACAGCCGCCCGCUGCAGAAAGCGGAGCUGACCCGGCUGGCCCACGCCUUCCGCCAGGUGCCCCGGUUCCACUGGGUCGUCGUGGAGGACUCCACAGCGCACACGGAGCUGGUGACGCGCUUCCUGGCCCAGUGCGGCGUGCAGUACACGCACCUGAAUUUCUACACUCCCCGCAGGUUCAAGCGGAUCGGGAUGCCUCGCGCCACCGAGCAGAGGAACGUUGCCCUCACCUGGCUCCGGCGGAAUCGGACCAAGACGGAAGCCGCGGUGGUUUUUUUCGCAGAUGACGACAACACGUACAGCCUGGAGCUGUUCGCAGAGAUGCGUAGCACUCGAGCUGUGUCUGUUUGGCCUGUGGGAUUUGUGGGUGGCAGAAGUUAUGAGCGCCCCCUGGUGUCUAGGGGAAAAGUUGUGGGCUGGUACAGUGGCUGGAGACCGGACAGACCCUUCGCCAUCGACAUGGCAGGUUUUGCGGUGAACCUCCAGGUGAUUCUGGCGAAACCGAAGGUGCUGUUCAAGCGGCUUGGCGCCCAGCCCGGGAUGCAGGAGUCCGACUUCCUCAAUCAGAUUGUCAAGCUCACCGAGUUGGAGCCCAAGGCCGACAAUUGCACUAAGGUGCUGGUUUGGCACACUCGCACAGAGAAGCCAAUCCUUAUGAAUGAGCCAAAACCUCGAAAGGACACUAUGGUCAUUGAGGUGUGA
Molecule: messenger RNA, 912 nt
Organism: Xiphias gladius (swordfish)
Lineage: Eukaryota; Metazoa; Chordata; Actinopteri; Istiophoriformes; Xiphiidae
Gene: b3gat2
Product: beta-1,3-glucuronyltransferase 2 (glucuronosyltransferase S)
Exons: 4
Coding region: 1-912 (303 amino acids)
Biological process (GO): chondroitin sulfate proteoglycan biosynthetic process; carbohydrate metabolic process
Cellular component (GO): Golgi membrane
Molecular function (GO): galactosylgalactosylxylosylprotein 3-beta-glucuronosyltransferase activity
Source: RefSeq, a predicted model, not a curated record